GCACAGAUGAAAUCAAAGAGCAUCUCACUCUACUACAGUUCUCACGUAGGCAGCGUGCAUUGAACGUGCCAGACCUCCGUGCAGCACUCCCAAUCAGGAUAUAUAGUAUAUGUGGUUUCCAAAAAGGAUUGCAUGAAGCUGUCCCGUUCUACUACUCUGCCUUCACUCCAUGGAUUAUAAACUCAUUACUCACAAGGACAAUGCCUGCAUGCUUUCGUGUUUGACGCUGUGAAUAAUUACUUUCAUUGUUUGGUGUAAAAGUGAGGAUUUCCCUGUGCUUUGUUGGCUUUGCUGAGAGUCCAACCUGAAGAAAGGACAUCAGUGUCCUGAAAGGCAGCAACAUAUUUUUCGGGGGUUUAUCGUUAGCUCUUAAAUAUAUCUGUUCUGUUGCUACUUUAUUUAAUCCCAGAAAUACUCUAGUUUUAUGCUUGGAAUGUAAUCUCUGAUGUCAGGCUGUUCUGUACUGAGCAAAUCCCGGGUUAUGAGGAGCUUGAAGAGAAAAAGUAAGUUUUUCACAGCAAAUUGGUAGUCGGAUAAUACAGCCCCAAAGGAAAGCUGUGCACCAUGGGAGCUGUGAGUAAAGUGUGUCUGGAGAAUUAAGUAGAGAUUUACAGGCUCGGGACAAUGUCUUUAACACCAACUCUACUACCAACAAACGGCACCAGGUUUGCACUAGAUCAUGGCAUUAUGGACAUACCAAAGCCACCAUUUACAUUCAAUGCUUUACUUUUCAGCCUGACACUAUUAAUCACUGUGAUAGUGUUUGUGGGGAGCAUUAUUUCACUGGUUUCCUUGUUGAAAAUAAAGAGCAGGUCAACUCUGUCUCUGCUGGUGACCUCCCUGUCUGUGGAUGACUUAGUCAGUGUUGUACCCACGUCAAUUUUUAUGUUGCAACAGUGGACAACCCAGGCUCUUCCCCAGCCUCUGUGCUCGGCUGCAGCAUUUAUCUACUUGUUCCAAGGAAUCUCAAGUAAUUUCAAGGCAUCCUCCAUUAUUUGCUACAACUUCUAUACAGUUAAUAAACUAGGAAACAGCGAAUCCAGCAAGACAUGUGUUAAAAUCUAUUGGGCCAUUGUAACGAUAUGGGUGAUUAGUAUUCUAAUAAGUGCUAUUCCUUUAUUUGCUUGGGGAAGAUUUCAUACUACAUCCUGGGGAUGUUUUACUGACUGCACAAGUUCUUACAUUUUGUUUUUAUUUGGAAUCUAUUCUCUUUGCUUUUGUAUUCUGGUCAUCCUUUCUGCCCCUCUAACCCACCAGUUGCUGUGCAGCGAUGAGCAACAAUAUGUUCGUUACAAAGAUAUUGGCAAAGGUUAUCUCACCCCAACGACACCUUUGGGCAGCAAUGCCUCUUCCUUGUCUCCUGACAAUCACAAUGGCAAAACCUUGAAGAAUUUCAAUGAGAAAUAUGUAAACCCAGAGGCAGUGUUCAAGAGGAACGUGGCUGAAACAAGUGGGGAUGUACAGCAUUACUCAAACAGUAUUAGAAGCAGCAGGAACAUCACAGUACUGUAUGCUCAGAAGCGCUUCUCCUUGAUCCUUGCUUUGACUAAAGUCAUUCUGUGGCUGCCAAUCAUGAUACAAAUGGUUGUCCAGCACAUUGUUGGCUUUCAGAGCCUCUCUUUUGAGACCCUGAGUUUCAUCUUAAGUUUACUGUCUGCCACCACCACUCCGCUCUUUGUCCUGUCUGAGCACUGGAGCCAUCUGCCAUGUGGCUGCAUCAUUAACUGCAAGAAGAACACAUAUGACACGCCAGCAGAAGAAAACCAAAUCAAAAAAAGAGGGCUUGAUUUCAACUUAUCCUUCAAUAAAGGCUAUGGCAUUUAUAAGAUAUCGCAGGACAAUCACCCUACAGGGGAAAAUUCCACCUCCUAUCAUAAUUUGAUCAACUAUGAUUGUGAAAACAUGAAGGAACCACGCUGUGACCGAAUCCUCAAUUCAGCAAUGCUGGAUUUCAGCACCAUAAGUUUCCAGGACAGCUCCAUGCUGAGAGAUAUGAAUACACUGAAAACUCCUCAUACGGAAGCAAAACUGGAGCAGUGCAAAGAGAAAACUUUUGGGCAUCUUCUGACAGAGAAAAUCGGUGUCAGAAACUUUGAUAAAUCUACAUUUUAUGAUGGGCAGGAAAGGAGGUUGUCUCAUGAAGAGGGUCGCAAACCAGAGCUCACCGAUUGGGAGUGGUGCAGGAGUAAAUCUGAAAGAACGCCUCGACAGCGUUCAGGAGCAGCUCUGGCUAUUCCAUUGUGUGCUUUCCAAGGAACCGUUUCACUUCAUGCACCCACUGGUAAAACCCUUUCCCUAUCUACCUAUGAAGUAAGCAGUGAUGGACAAAAGAUAACUCCGACGUCUAAGAAGAUGGAGGUGUACCGAUCAAAAAGUGUGGGCCAUGAGCCAAAUAAGGAGGAUUCCCCAAACCAGUUUCCUGACACAAAUGUAAAGAUCCACCUGGAAGUCCUUGAAAUCUGUGACAAUGAAGAAGCCAUGGACACUGUCUCAAUCAUAAGCAAUAUAAGCCAAUCUUCAACGCAAGCCAGGUCCCCUUCCCUUCGCUACUCAAGGAAAGAAAAUCGCUUUGUUUCAUGUGACCUAGGAGAAACAGCUUCCUACUCACUCAUCAUUCCAACAAAUAACCAUGACAGCGACAUUAACAUUUCCAUUCCAGAUACAGUGGAAGCUCACAGGCAAAACAGUAAAAAGCAGCAUGCUGAGAGGGACAGCUACCAAGAAGAAAUACAAUUGUUAAACAAAGCUUACAGGAAAAGGGAGAGAGAUAGGGACAAUUAAAGCAAGUGUAAAAAAAUAACGUGUCAACGCAAUUAUCACUAUAGUAUAUUUUUCCUGAGCUUUACUAACAGUAAACUGCCUUGCAAAGUGCACAUUUCUAACUAUCCUAACUUACCGUAUCUGCUUGCUUUGCAGUAAUAGCCUCAUUUCUAAUGCAGCAGUAUGAAUGAAAGGAAUUCAAUGUUUUUAAAUGUUUGGAAACAUAGUCAUCAGUCAUAUUUAGAUCAGUAACAGCCAAACUCGUUUGCCAGUGAGACAUUUAAUAUUCAUUGUCACAAAUUAAAAACACCAUGUUCUAAACCACAGAGAACCUGCUUACUUUUAAUAACACAACCAUGCAGAACAAAGGCUGGCACAAACCGGACCUCAGUCAAAAAUGGGCACUUAGAGGAGAAGGAAAGUCUACUUGAACUUGG
Molecule: messenger RNA, 3197 nt
Organism: Xenopus laevis (African clawed frog)
Lineage: Eukaryota; Metazoa; Chordata; Amphibia; Anura; Pipidae
Gene: gpr149.S
Product: G protein-coupled receptor 149 S homeolog
Exons: 4
Coding region: 625-2781 (718 amino acids)
Biological process (GO): signal transduction; neuropeptide signaling pathway; G protein-coupled receptor signaling pathway
Cellular component (GO): membrane; plasma membrane; neuron projection
Molecular function (GO): peptide binding; neuropeptide binding; G protein-coupled receptor activity
Source: RefSeq, a predicted model, not a curated record